UCGUUAUUUGUAUUCAGCGGUUUAAUUCGGAAUACCUUAAAGUUCUCCGUUAUUGCUUUUACAUGUCCGAAAUAACGAUUCUCGCCAGGACGAAGCUUUGGCAACUUUUUAGAAAAAUUAGCCCUCUUCUGGUUCUUACAAAACAAGGAUCAGAAUAGCUUCUUUAUGAUUUGAAAGGGUGGAAAGUGACAAUGACAUGGCUACUUCGAGGGGUAUCUUAUUGUAGACAGAUCGCUGGCAGAAUCACAAUAUCAAGUCUAUCAAAUAAACAGGUUGAUUCUACUGGAUUGCUGAAUACCAAUUAUGCCUCAGUUCUCAGUGUGAGAUGUAAGACUGAGUUUCCACCAAACAAGUUCCCAGUUGCUUCACCAUAUAAGACACCAGGCCCUAGUCGUCAUGGAUACAAUCAAACACUAUUUGAUGGAGGUUACCUGCCACGAGGUUUAAAGGAGAAGUUUGAGAACCUCCCUAAAUACAAGCAUAAAAAUGUUUGGAACAGGAAAAGGGCAACUUUUGGGCAGAAUGAUUACAUUGACAUUCUUGGAGAUUCAAACUUGCGUCCUGUUGACUUGAUCAAAGCACCUGCAUGGCUUAGAGGGUUUAAUGGUAAUGAAAUGCAGAGAGUUGUCCGCAGAUUGAAUGCGGAAGGUCACGUAAUUAGACAACUGUACCCCUCCCAUUAUCACAAUCACUGGAAGAGGGUUAAGUUUCUGUAUAAGAAAUAUAACAAGAAACGUGGGAAGAAAAUAUGAAACUAGCAUGAAAAUUGCAUUUAAUUGUAUAAUAAAUUGUGAAUAAAGAAUUUAAAAUAUGA
Ruditapes philippinarum (Manila clam) is the source of this 814-nucleotide messenger RNA. RefSeq names its product large ribosomal subunit protein mL51-like. Gene Ontology annotation, biological process: translation. The coding region runs from base 192 to 752 and encodes 186 amino acids. Gene Ontology annotation, cellular component: mitochondrial large ribosomal subunit. NCBI's taxonomy places the organism in Eukaryota, Metazoa, Mollusca, Bivalvia, Venerida, Veneridae. The record is from RefSeq and is a predicted model, not a curated record. The transcript has 6 exons. Gene Ontology annotation, molecular function: structural constituent of ribosome.